This is a messenger RNA of Lolium rigidum, 2015 nucleotides long. RefSeq names its product F-box protein SKIP19-like. Gene Ontology annotation, molecular function: protein binding. The transcript is spliced from 2 exons. Bases 1 to 1635 code for a protein of 544 amino acids. The record is from RefSeq and is a predicted model, not a curated record. Lineage: Eukaryota; Viridiplantae; Streptophyta; Magnoliopsida; Poales; Poaceae.
AUGUCCACCUCCCGCCGCCGCCACCACCAGCCGCCGCCAGCGGGGCGCGCCGUAUGGGUGCCUCGUGACGCCCAGCCCGCCACCGUACCCGGCCUCGGCGGCGCCCCGCAGCAGCGCCCUGCUCCCCCAAACCCCGUGGCGCCUCGUCCGCAGGCCGUGGGGCGCGCUAUAUGGGUGCCUCGUGCCGCGCCGCCAUCCACCGUACGCGACCUUGGCGGCGCCCAGCAGCAGCGCCCCGCUCCUCCGAAUCCCGCGGUGCCCCAUCGGGAGGCGCCCGGGCGAGCGGUAUGGGUGCCUCGCGACGCGCCGCCCGCCACCCUCCGCGACAUUGGCCUCACCCAGCGGCAGCCCCUCGCUCCCCCGAACCCUACUCCCACCGAGCCCCGGCCCCACCCCGCAGUGCCUCGUGACGGCGGGGCCCCGCCGCAGCCCCUCGCUCCCCCAAACCCCGCAGUGCCUCGUGACGGCGGCGCGCCGCGACUGCCCCUCGCUCCUCCCAACCCUAGCCCCUCCGAGACGCAGCCCCAUCCCGCCGUGCUGCCCGCUUCCUCCUCCACGUCCCACCGCCGCCACGGCCGCAACGAGGAGGCGAGGGACCCAGCGGCGCCGCCACCGGACGCGGCCCGCGACGGCGAGGCGAGGGACUGGGCGGCGCUGCCGCUGGACGCCAUCUCCUGCGUGCUGCGGAAGCUCGACCACAUCGAGAUCCUCAUGGGGCCCGGGCAGGCGUGCCACUCCUGGCGCUGCGCCGCGCGCGACCACCCCGCGCUCUGGCGCCGCAUCGACAUGCGCGGCCACCCCGACCUCGACCGCCAGGUCAACCUCUACAAGAUGGCGCAGGACGCCAUACGACGCGCGCAGGGCCAGUGCGAGGCGUUCUGGGCCGAGUACGCUGCCGACGACGACGUGCUCCACCUCCUCGGUGACCAGGCACCAUCUCUGAAGAGUCUCAGCCUCAUUGCUUGUCAGGAUAUCAUGGAAUUCGAAGAGGAGAUAAAGAAGUUCCCUCUACUUGAGGAGCUUGAGAUUUCACUCUUCACAAAUAUUGGUGGGAAGCAAGUGUUUGAGGAGAUUGGCAAAGCAUGCCCAGAGCUGAAGCACUUGAAAUUCAACGCGUACCGAUUCUGCAAUCUCAGCGAUGACACAGACACUGAGGAUGAUGAUAAUGAGUUCAGGUAUAACAGGGAUGAUGAUGCUCUGGGGAUUGCAUCCAUGCAUGGGUUGCGCUCCCUGCAGCUCUUUGGCCAAAACUUCACCAACAAGGGGCUGACAGCCAUCCUUGACAACUGCCCCCACCUGGAGUCCCUCGACAUCCGCCACUGCUUCAACAUCUCCAUGGAUGGUGCCCUGCGGAGAAAAUGCCGUAACAUUAAGACACUCAAGCUCCCCAAUGAUCCAAUGGAUGGCUAUAAUCUUUGCUUUGAGGGCCCUCUCUGGUCAUUUGGCGUCGAGUCCGACAGUGAUGAUUAUGCCUAUGCGCCUGACUACAUCCUGGACUCAGAUGAAUACGACGACUACUGUGAUCCUUUCCGUUACCUUGACGGUGUCUAUGAAUCCGAGCUCAAUCCAGAAGACCGUAUGUUCCUCAAGGGUAUGCGCAUGUUGAUGAAAGAUUCUGAUGACGAUGAUUACUGACAUAAAGUUCUUCCUGGGCUGGCACAUGUCCCUGAAGCAAAUGUGGUCUGGCUACUGGUGAUGCUAGGAUCUUCUGGUGCUCGGAUCUCACAUUUGGCGGGAAGGUUAUUACCUCUUUCAUCGUAGAUCAUGUCUCGUACUUUGCCUUAUGUUCUUUUCGUGUGUUUAUCGAGUAAUUCUGUGAACCAGUUAGCAGUAGAAAGCAUGUGAGCAAUCCCGUGUGGCAGGGUUCUCUACAACUGGAAUAAGUAUUUAGGGAUUCAGCAAGUUUGAGAAUAUGGUUCAUCAUUGUGACAGGAGCUCUACGGUUUGGGCGCUUCAGUGCUUGUUUGAUGUACCGAAUGUUUCAGUGGAAAACUUCUUUAGAAGUACUGUUAUUU